AUGUCUGCGCGAAACCCCACCGGCUUCGAUAUCAAAGAGUUCAAGGCUGCAGCACACCCGCGGUCUGUUUGGGCAAAGAAGGAUCCAUGGGCUCGACACGAGGCAUGGCGAUACACAGGUCCCUUCUCUCGUUGGAAUCGCUUCAAGGGACUAUUCCCCGGUCUUGGAACUGCGACUGUCCUUUUUGCUGGCUACUGCCUCUAUGAGCAAGUUUUCCUCUCGAACGAUCACGGACAUGGCCAUGAAGAGUCCCACCAUUAG
Messenger RNA from Talaromyces atroroseus, 261 nucleotides. RefSeq lists its product as hypothetical. The transcript is spliced from 2 exons. Gene Ontology annotation, cellular component: mitochondrion. The coding region runs from base 1 to 261 and encodes 86 amino acids. Lineage: Eukaryota; Fungi; Ascomycota; Eurotiomycetes; Eurotiales; Trichocomaceae. Gene Ontology annotation, biological process: mitochondrial respiratory chain complex I assembly; electron transport chain. The record is from RefSeq and is a predicted model, not a curated record.